AUGAUCAACCUGGUUCCCCGGAUCGUGGCUCGUGAUGACAACAACAACAACAACAAUGUUGGCCUCUCUGGCUCCAUGGUCGACCUCCUGAUCUCGCUUCUCGUUCUUGUUCUCCUCGGUCUUGCUCUCGUCGGUGGUCUGCUGGUUCUCCGCCGUAAGCGUCAAUCGAAGAAGCAGAAUUCCGUCCUCCCCGUCCACAAUGGCCAGGUCCCCAAUCAUCACCGCAGCUUGACCAUCACCGCCAAUAAGACCGACUCCAUCCUGGUCUACGACGAGAAACGUAGUCUUAUGGAGAAUUCCCAUAGCCCCCCGCCCAGCCCGGUCCCCGAGAUCCGCAUCACCUUCCCCGAAGAGGAAGACGCCUCCGGCAAGCGGUCAUCAAAGAUGGUCGUUGUGCGUAUUAGUGAGGCCGGCAGUGUAGGCCUCGAGCCCUGCCACGAAGAGCUGCCGCCCUACCAAACUACCGACACCGGCCGGUUCCAAUCCCUGGAUAUCGAACGCAUGGGUGGCCUGAAGGAGAAGGAGGAGAUGAGGAGCUACCACUAA
This is a messenger RNA of Penicillium argentinense, 546 nucleotides long. RefSeq lists its product as uncharacterized. The coding region runs from base 1 to 546 and encodes 181 amino acids. The record is from RefSeq and is a predicted model, not a curated record. Lineage: Eukaryota; Fungi; Ascomycota; Eurotiomycetes; Eurotiales; Aspergillaceae. The transcript has a single exon.